AUAGAUACAACCAUACACAAAAACCAUACACAAACGUUUCUGUCUUGAGAAAGGAUAAGAAACUGUUUGCAGCUGUUUGUUCGAACCAACUUUAUCUAAAAUAGCUCAAGGGGACACAAGAAGAUAAAUCCGAGCAGGGAUCCGUGUGUAAAAAGGCACACAAAAGGUGCACAGGGAAUAACUAAGAUCUAGAGAGAGUGGAGCCAUGAGUCUCAAUGACUUUGUGGUGAUUUCCAACAAGCCCAAGUCAGUCAAGCUCAAUGCCAGGAACCUGCGAGAGCUGCGCAUGGAGACAGUGACGCUGGCCCAGGAGAGUAAAGACAUGGAGGAUCGACUGCAACAACUCAGAGAGAGCAUGAGCCGGGAGAAAGAGGAGAGAGAGAGGUUAGGUGGUUUCCGUUGGAAGUCAGGGCAGGCUGGAGCUGUGAAUAACCACAGUGCAAAGAGGAACAAGGAGAGUGGACUCCAAAAGCUGUCAGCAGGCAAGGUGAAGAUACGGCUCCUCAAAGAUCAACCUCAGCCAGAAGUCUGCAGGGUGGGAGAGAAGGAGAAGGCUACAGCUGUUCUCUCAGGUGGUCAGGUGUCCAGCAGUAAGACCAGGCUGAGGGGGAAGGUGUGUGGCCAGUGUGAGGCCAGGGCUGCUGGACUGACAUGUGCAGAAUGUGGAGAGGACUACUGUGUCGGCUGCUUUGCCAAGUUUCAUCAAAAGGGGGCACUGAAGCUCCACAGAAUGAUCCCCAUUCAGACAGAGAUCCAGACCUCGGUGAGCACGCUGGAUGUAGUGAGUCGUUUCCAGAGACAAGUCCAGCCCAACCCCAAGCCUGAUUCCCAGACGGCUGGGAGAGGUGGAGGGGCGAGGGGGCCGGAGAGAAGGACCCAGGCCGCUCCCGCUGUUACACAUACCCACAAUGCACAGGGAAGCCAGGUUUUAGUUGUGAAUCCCUUGAGGGAGGAGGAAGAGGAGUUUGAUGAACUGGAGGAUGAAGAGGAGAAGGAGAUGCUGACCACCUCACUGCUGGGAGGAGAAUAUGAUGAGGAAGAGUCAGCUCUCUCCUUUCAGGAGGCACUCAGGCAGUGGAGAGGAGAGAGAAGAGAGGGAGGAGAAAGAGGAGAGAGAAGAGUGGGAGGAGAGAGAGGAGAUGCAACUCGGAGACCCUUCCAAGUCCGGACAGUAUCAGUGGAAGUGAUGGGGACCCAGUCAGACCUGAGAGACAGUGGGGCUGUGAGAGGACCAGUGAAGGUGGAGUUCACCCAACACAGUCUCAGUUACAUGGACAGACUCGUCAUCAAGAGACACCGCAGGAAGCCGAUUGAAGCCUAUCAACCACUGUCCUCCCUGGCCUCACAGAGCUCCCCAACACACACACACACUCUGACAGCUGAGGAUGUGGAGUUGAGGCGGUACUGUGCCUCGCUGUUUGCUGUGUCAUCCUGCGGGGGCAGCGCUGAGCCAGAGUCCUCACCUGGAUCGUGUCUGAGCAUAGAGGAAUUAGAUGAGGAGACAGUUAAAGACAGAGGGUUUGUUACUGAACAGAAGGCAGAAGACAACACAAAGCAUGAGGAAGUCAAUGUAAUUGGAGGUCCUAACCUGUCCCACAAUACAUUGUCCCAGGGAGCCAUGUUGUCUGGGUCUCCAGUGACCUGGUCACCUCUCCCUCCGUUGGUCUCUAAAGUGGGGACCACUCAGAUACCACAACCUGACCACACUAGUGUACGGUCACCAAGGUCCACCACUGGGUCACCACAGCCCAGAGGACCAAAGACCCCUGGGUCGUCAACCAAGACACCAGCCAAGUCAACACGAACUGACCGCUCUUUCAACCUCCAUGAGGCAACCCUAGACCCGUCAUCCCCCAGCCCUUCUCUCUCCACGCCCAACCCAGACCUCUUAUCCUCUCCACCCUCUCUCCACUCCCUCAGGUCCACAUUCACUCUUUCACCUUCGAGCCUCACAGAGCCAGAGUCACCUCCGUUACCUCCCCGGGCCUCCAGAUUUAUUUACCCCCCUUCACCUCCCAAACACCUGCCUGACAGGUUGUCACCUCCAAAACCUCUCUCCCUGAAGUCUCGGUCAUCGCCGUCACCAUCAGAACCCUUAUCGUCCCCCUUGCCAUACUCUCAGUCACCUAGGAAACAAUUAUCCAGCAGGUCACAAAAUACCAAGUCACCCAGGAACCCUCUCUCUACCGUAUCACCAGGAAGCCCUGUGUCCUACAGGUCACCUCCAAAACCGUUAUCCACCAUGUGGCCAUCAACACCAUCACCUCCAGAUGCUCUGUCCUCGAGGAACGUGUCGAUUCCAUCACAAGAGGAACCCCAGUCAGCCAUGUCAUCCCACCCAUCUCCUUCUCUUUUCCUGAUGAGUGAUCCACCACCACACUCCUCUGACACACUGACAAACUACAGCUCCCAGCAGACACCACGGGUGCUCUCAGGGUCAGGGAUCAGAAAGUCACACAGUCCAGCCCUCUUUCCCAGGAUGCCUGCAACAGAUUUUGACAUGGAGUCAUCCAGUGACAGCCUGGGCCUGUCGCCCCGCGAAGAAGACUCCUCAGACGAGGAGAUGAAGAUGGAUGGAUGUUUAGAGGAGUGGAGGGGUAGAGCAGAGCACAGAUCCUUCCUCUCCCCCACGCUUCUCCUAGAGGGUUCCCCUGUCUUCCUAACAGCCCUGGACCCAGAACCACAGACAGGACAGCUGGUCCCAGAACCAUCCAUGGAGCUGCGUGCCCUGGCCCAGAGAGAGCCGUCCCUGGAGCUGCGUGCCCUGGCCCAGAGAGAGCCGUCUCAGGAGCUGCGUGCCCUGGCCCAGAAAGAGCCGUCUCAGGAGCUGCGUGCCCUGGCCCAGAGAGAGCCGUCCCAGGAGCUGCGUGCCCUGGCCCAGAGAGAGCCGUCUCAGGAGCUGCGUGCCCUGGCCCAGAGAGAGCCGUCCCAGGAGCUGCGUGCCCUGGCCCAGAGAGAGCCGUCCCAGGAGCUGAGUGCCCUGGCCCAGAGAGAGCCGUCCCUGGAGCUGCGUGCCCUGGCCCAGAGAGAGCCGUCCCAGGAGCUGCGUGCCCUGGCCCAAAGAGAGCCGUCCCUGGAGCUGCGUGCCCUGGCCCAGAGAGAGCCGUCCCAGGAGCUGCGUGCCCUGGCCCAGAGAGAGCCGUCCCUGGAGCUGCGUGCCCUGGCCCAGAGAGAGCCGUCUCAGGAGCUGCGUGCCCUGGCCCAGAGGGAGCCGUCCCAGGAGCUGCGUGCCCUGGCCCAGAGAGAGCCGUCCCAGGAGCUGCGUGCCCUGGCCCAGAGAGAGCCGUCUCAGGAGCUACGUGCCCUGGCCCAGAGAGAGCCGUCUCAGGAGCUGCGUGCCCUGGCCCAGAGAGAGCCGUCCCUGGAGCUGCGUGCCCUAGCCCAGAGAGAGCCGUCCCAGGAGCUGCGUGCCCUGGCCCAGAGAGAGCCGUCCCAAAAGCUGCGUGCCCUGGCCCAGAGAGAGCCGUCUCAGGAGCUGCGUGCCCUGGCCCAGAAAGAGCCGUCUCAGGAGCUGCGUGCCCUGGCCCAGAGAGAGCCGUCUCAGGAGCUGCGUGCCCUGGCCCAGAGAGAGCCGUCUCAGGAGCUGCGUGCCCUGGCCCAGAGAGAGCCGUCCCUGGAGCUGCGUGCCCUGGCCCAGAAAGAGCCGUCUCAGGAGCUGCGUGCCCUGGCCCAGAGAGAGCCGUCUCAGGAGCUGCGUGCCCUGGCCCAGAGAGAGCCGUCCCUGGAGCUGCGUGCCCUGGCCCAGAAAGAGCCGUCUCAGGAGCUGCGUGCCCUGGCCCAGAAAGAGCCGUCUCAGGAGCUGCGUGCCCUGGCCCAGAAAGAGCCGUCUCAGGAGCUGCGUGCCCUGGCCCAGAGAGAGCCGUCUCAGGAGCUGCGUGCCCUGGCCCAGAGAGAGCCGUCCCUGGAGCUGCGUGCCCUAGCCCAGAGAGAGCCGUCCCAGGCGCUGAGCUUCUGUGGCCUGGAGGGUUUCCUCAUCCUGGGUCUGGUGGACCUUGGUUCUCCACAGCCCAGCCCACGUCCCACACAUUCUCACCCAGACACACAGGACAGCGCACACACACUCACAACAGGUGUGUAUUUGUGUGUGUGUGUGUGUGUGUGUGUGUGUGUGUGUGUGUGUGUGUGUCUAUUUCUUAGAGUCAUGUUUUCUCAUAAUUACAGUAGAAAGCGCUGAAGCUCUUUUGUUGUAAGAGAUUAGAUUGAAAGAUUU
Molecule: messenger RNA, 4210 nt
Organism: Salvelinus fontinalis (brook trout)
Lineage: Eukaryota; Metazoa; Chordata; Actinopteri; Salmoniformes; Salmonidae
Product: serine/arginine repetitive matrix protein 2-like
Exons: 16
Coding region: 206-4174 (1322 amino acids)
Biological process (GO): cilium movement
Cellular component (GO): motile cilium
Molecular function (GO): zinc ion binding
Source: RefSeq, a predicted model, not a curated record